Molecule: messenger RNA, 2285 nt
Organism: Sphaeramia orbicularis (orbiculate cardinalfish)
Lineage: Eukaryota; Metazoa; Chordata; Actinopteri; Kurtiformes; Apogonidae
Gene: zwilch
Product: zwilch kinetochore protein
Exons: 18
Coding region: 134-1912 (592 amino acids)
Biological process (GO): protein localization to kinetochore; mitotic spindle assembly checkpoint signaling
Cellular component (GO): RZZ complex
Source: RefSeq, a predicted model, not a curated record
GUCAAAAUAUCAGUCGGUUAGCUCAUGUCGUUCACCAAAAAGUCCUUUAUUGGUACUUGUUAGAGCUUUAAAUCUACUUUAUUCUGUCAGUGUAACUUGUUACAUUACAGAGGACACCUCUGCUUAUUCUGCGAUGGGUUCCAAAAUAUUAUCUGGCGCUAAGGAGUUUUUUAACGUUCUCCGAUCUCUUCAAGACGGAAAAAAUGAUCCGUGCAUAUAUAAGGAUGACAUCCAAAUCUUUAAGACGGACGGAGAUGAAAUAGCUGUUUUGAAUGUGUACUGCGGCAACCAGCCAGUCUUUAUCUGCGAAAAAGUUAGUCCUAAAAUCAGUGAGCCAGAUGAACAAAUGGCAGAUAUAUCAAACUGCACUGAUGCUGAUGCUACUGAUGGUGAUGGCGAUGAUGCUCAGCCAUUCAAAACAGAACUGGGACCACAGCCACUCACAGUUAACCAAGCAAGGCAGCUGUUGUCAUGGUACACAUUAUCUCAAAAUGCCAGUGUGUCUGCUGUGGACAACAGUUCUGCUUUAUAUCCUCUGUGGGUACGAUGUGAUAUGUCUGACCCAGCUGGAACAACCUGGUUUGGAGUAGACAUGAUUUCCAUGGGCAAUAAAGUAACUGGGGCCAAAUUGUAUUCUGUUACCUGCAAAGGCUCAACUGUGGACAAAAAAUCUCUCAUAACCAUCGAUGAGCUUAAACAAGAGCACAAGAAAAGGCAUCACCCAUCUUCAAUGGUGAUUAAAGGCAGUGCCAGGUACAGCUUAUUUGGCUCUACUGUUGUUGAAAACACAACAAUUGAGUCACAGAGUAGUGUGACCGUGGAUUUUAAAUGGAAUCAUGUGGAGAGUAUUCUAGAGACCCCACCCCUGUCCUCUAUAGCAACACUGAAUAUCAAAGUUGGCAGUGGAGACAUGAGAAGCCCGAUGUUUGAGAUGUUCAGGGAGCUGGAGUUUCUUCUGACUCUUGCAGAUGGUCUGAGAACUGGAGAGACUGAAUGGAUGGAACCUGUGGAAAGUACUUCAGCUGUAGAUUUGACCAAGGCCUACAUAGAGGAGCUACAGAGUGCAGCAAAGACACUGCAGGACCAGACAGUGAAAACUGCAGAGACAGAAAAGCUGAAGACUGAGACAGAUACUCCCAUUUUCAACUCACUGUUGGAAAGAGGAGAUUUGGAUUUUGUUGAGCAACUGUGGGUUCGAAUGAGGAAGAGUGUGACAUCAUAUCAAGACAUUGGAGACUGUCUGAGACUGGUCACUGAGGCACUACGACAUGGUGACGUCAAACCGUGGAUUCACAGAGACAGCAACAGCUCCCUCAGCAAACUCAUCCUGCAGUCCUACCACCAGCAGAUUGACCCAGUGUCCCUUACCGGUCUCACCCCUGUCCACAUGCUUCUUGAGAUGGGUCUGGACAAAAUGAGAAAGGACUACAUUAAUUAUCUUAUUGGUGAGGAACUGACAACCCUAAACCACUUGUAUUAUUACCUGAGCACAGAGGUUGAUCUGCAGGAGCAAGUGAUCCGACUCAGAAAACUGCACCAUCUGCUGGAAAUAAUAGUGACCUGCAGUACAUUCCUGGGUUUGCCCUACGACCGGCUCUUCCUUCUCACACAAUCAUGUUUGCAACAUUACAAAACACACCCAUAUGAUGAGGACCACAAGUUCAAGCUGCCAAUCAAACCUGCUCUCAUCAGCCAUUUCUACCAGAAGGAGCAUCCAGUCACGUGGGGGGUUGAGGUGUCCAGUGGUCACAGUGUCCGUGAGGUCAGGACAUCCAUGCAGUUCAGUGACAGACCACUGGUUGAUCAUGUCAUCUUUGAAACAGAAUACCCUAAUGAAACCAUCAAUGGGGACAGUGAGGAUCCAGCCUUCUUCUCCACCAUGGUGUGCUGCAGCAUCAUAAACUUUGCAUGAAUUUACACAGAGCAUACAUGAAUAUCACUGAAAUGUGUUUUUUGUGUAUUUUCAGUUAUGAUCAUCUAUUCAGUUUGAAAAAAAUAUAUAUAUAAAAAUGUUAUUACUCAGAUAGACUUCUGCUGCUCUUCUUUGACCCUAUCAGUAAGAUUUUGAAGAUGAUUUUUUUCCCAAGCAACUUUCACUUUAAAAAAAAAAAAAAGGAAACAAAGUAUAGUAGAUCAUAAAAACAGUUGGGACUGGUAAUAUUUCACAGCAAUAUUUUAAUAAGAAAAUCCAUCAUUUUACAGGCGCAUCCACACUGUUUGAGCGUGAAUUACUAUUUUGUAUAUGAACCAGUGUUUUUACAGCAAGCACUGUAUGCACAUCAAAU